Molecule: messenger RNA, 1506 nt
Organism: Lucilia sericata (common green bottle fly)
Lineage: Eukaryota; Metazoa; Arthropoda; Insecta; Diptera; Calliphoridae
Product: TBC1 domain family member 19
Source: RefSeq, a predicted model, not a curated record
AUGGAAGAAUUACAAGACGCCAGCAUUCAUCAUACGGCUGCCAAGUUAAUCAGUACAAUUAAGACAUUAAAAAAUUACGAGCCACUUUAUCAAAAUGUUCAGAAAUUGGUGUGCAGUCCCAAUGUGGAUCGUAAUGAUAUGUGCAAUACUUUAGAAGAGGCCAUUAAAAAUGCCGGCAUUGAAACCGAUAUACGCAAUAUUAUAUUUCAUUUGGUGCGCAGUAAACUGAAACCGGAGGAGAAAGUGUCACAGACAAAUACGAAUGACCCUUUAGCCUAUUUGAAACGUGCUGGCGUUCAAUGGGAUCGUCGUGUGCGUAAAAGUUUAAAUGCCAUGUGUUCAGAAUUGAAAAUGGCUUGUCAAGGUCAACCGCGCAUACCAGCCGAUCGUGAGGAAUUACUCAAUAAAUGGGAUGAAUUAAGUAAUUACACUAUAGAUUUAGCCAAUUAUCGGCCAGUAUAUGCUCCUAAAGAUAUUCUAGAUGUUUUGCUUUCUUUAAAGGGUCCCACCAAAUCCCCAGAGAAUACUGAACAGGUGCCGAAAUGGGAAUUUUCGCAUAUAUCACUGCCAGUUAAGAAUCUAUUUGAAUUGCGAAAUCAUUAUAAUGAUCUAAUGCGUAAUGAAACGUAUGUCGGUGCUGCCGAUAUAAAUGUACAAUGUCAACGUGUACUGGAGUCAAAACAUGCGGUGCUCUGUCAACAUUUACUAAGAAAAGGCAAUACACCAGCACCCUAUAGGGGUGCUUUGUGGGUAUGUUUGGGUAGUCAUGUCAACGAUUAUGACAUUGAUCACUGGAACAAAUUGAAACAUAUGGUUUUGGCCACCGAUCAUAUUGUUGAUAAAUUAGUUUUUAAAGAUAUACAACUUACUGCCUCCAAUGAUGAUCAGUAUUUUGUUUUUGAGGAUGUUCUCUAUCAGGUGAUGUUGUGUUUUUCACGCGAUACAGAGAUCGCCCAAAUGAUUCAGUUUGAACAUUAUCCCAUUAAGGGUAAACAUUAUGAGGCUCCGCCGUCGGGAGUGGUGCCGUUUCAUGGUAUUUGUAUGUUUGCUGCUCCAUUUUGUUAUUUGUAUGAUUCACCCAUUGGUUUAUAUUUCACCUUUCGAGCAUUUUACAUCAGAUAUUGUCAUCGUUUGACCACUAUUAAUACUCAUCCUCAGGGCAUUGUCAGCAUAUGUUUACUGUUCGAGAAACUUUUACAAACCCACGAGCCACAAUUAUGGUCACAUUUUCGAGAGUUACAAAUACAACCCAUUCGUGUUGUCUUCAAAUGGUUAAUGCGUGCAUUUAGUGGCCACUUACCUCCCGAUCAAUUGCUAGUAUUAUGGGAUUUGAUCUUGGGCUUUGAUAGUUUAGAAAUUCUCUCCAUAUUUGCUAUCAUUAUUUUAUCAUUUCGCAAAGAGAGCAUUAUGCAAGUAACUUCUCUGGAUAGUAUCGAAGCAAUAUUGGCGGAUUUAUCAUCGAUAAAAGUUUUGCCUCUGGUACAGUUGGCUUUAAGUAGAGAUUAG